Molecule: messenger RNA, 963 nt
Organism: Antechinus flavipes (yellow-footed antechinus)
Lineage: Eukaryota; Metazoa; Chordata; Mammalia; Dasyuromorphia; Dasyuridae
Product: carbonyl reductase [NADPH] 2-like
Exons: 9
Coding region: 1-963 (320 amino acids)
Biological process (GO): glucose metabolic process; xylulose metabolic process
Molecular function (GO): L-xylulose reductase (NADPH) activity; carbonyl reductase (NADPH) activity
Source: RefSeq, a predicted model, not a curated record
AUGGCGAUACUUAAAGAAUGUGGCUAUAUGGGGGACAUGAGGGGAGCUAAAGAAGCAAAUGGCAAUAGAGCUGAGAGUUUGGGACUUCUCCCAGAAAGCAUGUUCCUGAACACAUCUUCCGUGUUUCAGCUGUCUGGGGAUGACUGGUGGCAAGAACAGAUGGCUGAUGAGGGACUCACCAUGCAGAUCACCUUCAAUGGACUCAGAGCCCUGGUGACCGGUGCAGGGAAAGGGAUUGGAAGGGAUACAGUGAAGGCGCUGCAUGACUCUGGGGCCAAAGUGGUGGCUGUGAGCAGAACUAAAGAGGACCUGGUCAGUCUUUCCAAGGAGUGUCCAGGAUUAGAGCCAGUCUGCGUGGACCUGGGAGAUUGGGAGGCUACUUCACGAGCUCUGGGAAACAUAGGUCCUGUAGACCUAUUGGUAAACAAUGCAGGUGUACUUCUGCAGGAGCCCUUUUUGGAGGUCUCCAAGGAGGCUUUUGACAGGACCAUCAAUGUGAAUCUUCGCUCUGUGAUCCAGGUAUCCCAGAUUGUUGCCAGAGGGAUGAUUGCUCGUGGGGUCCCAGGAUCCAUUGUCAAUGUCUCCAGCUUGGUCUCUCGAGCCACUAUUCCUACCUUGACCAGCUACAGUUCCACUAAAGGUGCAAUGGACAUGCUGACUAAGGUGAUGGCCCUGGAGCUUGGGCCACACAAGAUCCGAGUAAAUACAGUGAACCCCACAGUCGUCCUCACUAACAUGGGAAGAAAGGUCUCUGCAAAUCCAGAAUUUGCUAAUGCUCUAAAGGAACGCACUCCUCUGAAGAAGUUUGCAGGUAUGUAUAUGUCUGUAUCCAUAGGUAGAGUGAGGAGGAUGACCAUUGAGGUGGAAGAUGUGGUUUACAGCAUCCUCUUUCUUCUGAGCGACAAAAGUGCUAUGACCCAUGGCUCAGGCAUUCUGGUUGAUGGCGGGUAUCUGGCCUCCUAA